Cornus florida is the source of this 1161-nucleotide messenger RNA. RefSeq names its product transcription repressor MYB6-like. The transcript has 2 exons. The record is from RefSeq and is a predicted model, not a curated record. Bases 151 to 996 code for a protein of 281 amino acids. NCBI's taxonomy places the organism in Eukaryota, Viridiplantae, Streptophyta, Magnoliopsida, Cornales, Cornaceae.
UUGUUUGGAAACGCAAGGUAGGUUGUGAUUUUCUUGUGCUGCUCAAGAGAAGAGAAUCUAUCAGCCUAGCUCGCUUUUUCCUUCUCAAAUUCUCUCACUUUCUUCGUCUUUUACAUGAAAAUAUAAUUAUAUAUAUAUAUACACUACGAGAUGGGAAGGGCUCCUUGCUGUACCAAAGUUGGGUUGCAUAGAGGUCCCUGGUCUAUUAGAGAGGACACAUUGCUUAAGAAUUAUAUUCAGCUUCAUGGUGAAGGCAAUUGGAGAUCAUUGCCUAAGAAAGCCGGACUACUUAGAUGUGGAAAAAGUUGCAGGCUAAGAUGGAUGAACUAUCUUAGACCAGAUAUCAAGAGAGGGAACAUCACCCCAGAUGAGGAUGAUCUUAUCGUCAGAUUGCAUGCUCUUCUCGGCAACCGGUGGUCUCUGAUUGCCGGAAGGCUUCCCGGUCGAACCGACAAUGAGAUAAAGAAUUACUGGAACACCCAUAUCAGUAAAAGACUUAGAAGCCAAGGAACUGAUCCAGACUCUCACAAAAAGUUACCAGAGCCACCACAAGAGUCCAAGAAGAAGAGAAACAAAAAAGGCAACAAUAAGGAGAAGAACAUGUUAGAGACAGAAAAGGUGAAGGUUCAUAACCCAAAGCCCAUUAGGGUAACUCUGAGUUCUUUCUCAAUGUCAAGAAAAAGCAGAAUAUUUGAUUGGAGUACUAGAGCUAAUCAUGGGACUUCAAGCCAUGAAGGAGAGAGACAACUUGGAACAGAAUUUGUAGAUAUUAUUUCACAGUAUUCCAACCUUAAAGAUGGUGGUAAUGACAAUGAUAAUGAUGAUGUCAGAUUUCUCUUGGGUGAUGAUGAUCAAGAUCAUGGUCUUGUGAUCAACGGCACAGAUCUUGAAUGUCAGUCUCAUGUACAGAAGCUCUAUGAUGAGUAUCUUGAACUGCUCAAGACAGAAGGGGAUCAACUUCAAUCAGACUCCUUUGUUGAGUCUUUAUUGAUCUGAUUGUACGUAGAAUUAAUGGUUUAAGAUUUGGGUUCCAAUGUUGUGUUUGAAAUUUAGACUUCACGUGUUGAAAUUUAGACUUCACGUGCUCACCCUCCUCGCCAAACGAAGUCUCCAGACUCUCCACAAAUUUCUUUGAAAAAUGAGAAAUUACCAAAUUUAUCA